Protopolystoma xenopodis is the source of this 588-nucleotide messenger RNA. Lineage: Eukaryota; Metazoa; Platyhelminthes; Monogenea; Polystomatidea; Polystomatidae. The record is from the annotation of a GenBank genome assembly.
UGUCUUGAGGGCGUCUGUUGUCUCUGCUCUACUUCAUUUCCCGGAGCUCACCCUUCCCGCCGGCCGGAAGAGCAGGGAUCACCACAACCAGACACGACCAGCCGACCUCCCAGCAUAUACAUUCCACCCGCAGCCUCGGCCAGCUUAAGGCCUAACAUGACUGUAUUCCGUGCCGGGCAUCGUAUCUCUCCGUCCAUGCCGCUCCCCGUCAAUGGGGAUCGGACAGGCCUGAAACCGUGUAUUCUAGCCUACCACACAGGCAUAGAGACAGACGAGACUGGCUGGCUGGCUGGCUGGCUGGCCGAGGGUGUAUGCAAAGCCGUGGGAUGCGACAGAUUGCUUGCCCAUGACCAUUCUAAACCUUUGCUAACUAUCUCUGCUGUCAUUUCCAUCACCUACUCGCUGGUCUUGCCCACUUCUCCCCCAGCAUCAUCCCUAACCUGCCCACAUUCUACCAGACGAGUCGUCGCCCUGUUCGCUAGCCUAUCGAAACAGCUGCUUCAUGGCACCGAGCUGCUGCCUCUACAACCAGCAUUCUCUACUCUUCUCCCACCCGCUCUCCCAACCAUCAAUACAAUCACACACUAA